Vavraia culicis subsp. floridensis is the source of this 683-nucleotide messenger RNA. RefSeq lists its product as uncharacterized. The coding region runs from base 1 to 462 and encodes 153 amino acids. The record is from RefSeq and is a predicted model, not a curated record. Gene Ontology annotation, biological process: iron-sulfur cluster assembly. NCBI's taxonomy places the organism in Eukaryota, Fungi, Microsporidia, Pleistophoridae. The transcript has a single exon.
AUGAACCGCAAUCCCGAGCUGUUUGAAUCGGCAGUUCCCGAAUGUACUGAGCAUUUAGACCCGAGCAAGCCGACCAAAGAAAUGAUAUUUGAACUGAUAAGACAUAUACGAGACCCUGAGCACUCGUAUUCCCUAGAAGUAUUGAACAUAGUAAAUUUGGACAGCAUCGAAAUAAAGGAAAUACCAACCACGUAUGGAAAAAAUUUGCAGCAGAUUGCUGUGUUCUUCCAGCCAACAAUUCCCCAUUGCUCGAUGGCUGCUAUCAUAGGCCUCUGCAUUUUCUACGUUCUGAAGGCACGGCUUGAGACCUUCUGGGUACGGGUGCAAAUUGUUGAAGAUGCGCAUGUGAACUGGAAAAUGAUAAAUAAGCAGUUAGAUGAUAAGGAUAGAACGAAUGCAGCGUUCGAAAAUGUAUCCAUUUUAAAUGUGAUAAACGAUUGUGUGGGGUGGAGCAACGCAUAGAGGGCCAUUCAACGAGAAAUGUAAAAACGCGCAUUCUUCGUGAAUUCUUGAUUUAGGUAAAACAGACAGGUUGAUUGCUGAUCGAUAAUGAAGAAUUAUACGUGUUCAUGAAUGACAACUGCUGCUGCAUUCUACCAGGUCGAUUGCCGCAUAGAUACAGGAUCAAAAUCAUGCCGAGUAUGUGAGAUUGUUUGGUUGUUGGUACAUUAAUUAAAUCGAUG